GAUAUGGAGCUGAAUGGCGUAGAAAAGGCAUCAUAAAAAGAGAAUAAAUAGGCGAAAAAAAUCAUAAAAAUGGAGCAGGAAUUCGCAAGAACAAUCACAUCUACAAGAUGGACAGAAGAUGCUGCAUUUGGAGGACAAGAUCCACCAUUUGGGCGUGCUUUAGACUUUCAACAACGAAAGAAAUGGAUCGACCUUGUCAUUAAAGAACUCAAAGAUAAUCUGAAACUGUUUUUCUCCGUUCUGAUCGGUGUUCAAAAUUUACGUAGUAGACAACAGCAAGCUGAACUAUGGGGCGAAAUCACUGAGUUAUUGAAAUUGGAUGCAAAUGACAUGGUUGAAGGACUGAAGCGAAUUUACCAAAAGCGUAAACUGUCUACAUAUGAGAUUCCAGAAAAGUAUGAUCACAUUCUGCAAGCAGUUCGAAACCUUGGUGACAAACUGCCGAUCGAGAAAGAACUACUCUUGCCCUUCAAACGACAAUCUCAUUCAGAAGAUAAGCUAGAAUGGAUCACGGCCAUCCUAGCGAACAGAGCAAGAAUGCGGAAUCUGAAGAAACGAAUCCACUUGAUGCAUGCCGCUAUCGAGGAAACCAAUCUGGAGAAUUUCGCGUUGACCGACCGAAGUCGUCGGGAAGUUGGGGAGAUCAUUGAGGAGUCCGAACUGAAGCUUACGGAUGCUAAACUAGCGGAUGACGUUGCGUUCGCACAGCUUCAGAAACAGUCAGCCAAGAAAAAUCUAGACUUGGAUCAAAACAACGAGUAUCGGGAUUUGUGCGACGAACACAACCAGAAGCGCCGAAAGAUAACGAAACUCACGGUACAGUUGCAACUGUGGAUGAAAAAGUACGACAAGUUCGUCGGCGAACCAAUGAAGGAAAUAAAGGUGCUGGAGGAUGAAGUCGAUCAGUUUAUGGAAUGGACGGAGACAGUCUACGAGCCGGAGAUGGAGAAAUACAACCAGCUGAAGGUUAGCGUCGAAAUGUUUGAAAUGGAGCGGUUUGAAGAACAAGUUGAGAUGUUCAAGAAGGAGCACGCAGCUCGUGUUAUACAGAGGGCAUGGAGAGCGGCGCAAGAGAAACGCAAGAGCAAGAAGUCGAAGAAGAAAAAGGGGAAGAAAGGAACGAAGGGAAAGAGUAAAAAAUAAGCAGUUCGUUCUUGUAGGGUAUGUAGCAAGCGAGUUCAACGCAAUGUGACUUAAUAUAAUAAAGAAGUUGUAAAGGACUUUCAUACGUUGUAGUAGAGUUUUCGAAAUCCUUAGAACAUACAGACCCUUAGCUGCAGGGAUCCACACAGAGGAGAUAUUUAUACAUUUGUUUGACUUUGCACAGAUUGAGCUUAAGUUGAGAGGAUUAGAAACUAGAAGUUUUCAUUAUCCUACAGUCACUUCUAUCGCUUGUUUCAUACAUGCAAUAAUAGCAGUGCUUUCCACUCUUUCGCCAUCGGAU
Armigeres subalbatus is the source of this 1444-nucleotide messenger RNA. Its product is annotated as dynein regulatory complex protein 10-like. The record is from RefSeq and is a predicted model, not a curated record. Lineage: Eukaryota; Metazoa; Arthropoda; Insecta; Diptera; Culicidae. Bases 70 to 1143 code for a protein of 357 amino acids. The transcript has 2 exons.